Melopsittacus undulatus (budgerigar) is the source of this 3864-nucleotide messenger RNA. RefSeq names its product von Willebrand factor A domain containing 5B1 (gene VWA5B1). The record is from RefSeq and is a predicted model, not a curated record. Lineage: Eukaryota; Metazoa; Chordata; Aves; Psittaciformes; Psittaculidae. Bases 1 to 3864 code for a protein of 1287 amino acids. The transcript has 21 exons.
AUGCCAGGGCUGAUGAACCGGAGCACCCGCUGCCCGCUGCCCCUCACCGCGGCCGAGGUGACGUCCUGUGUCCGUGGCUAUGCCUUCGGGAUGAGCGCCUUGCUCACCUACCGCAACCCAGAACCACAGGCUUUGGAAGGUCUCUUUGUCUACCCCCUGGAUGAGUGCACCACUGUUGUUGGCUUUGAGGCGGCCGUGUCCCGGCGUGCUGUGACCGUGCAGAUCAAAGACAAAGCCAAGAUAGAUGACACGUUCUUCGGGAGCUGCAGCUUCCCUGAUGGAAGUGGAAGGAUCGUGAUGGACGAGGACCUGGAGAGGAUUGCGUUUGUGGCCAACCUGGGCACGGUGCCUCCCCUGGAAAGCGUCUCCAUCUUCAUCAGCACCUCCUCCGAGCUGCAGACACUGCCCAGUGGGGCUGUGAGGGUCCUUCUCCCGGCUGUGUGUGUGCCCAGGGUGCCCCAGCCCAGCCUGGACAAUGCCAGCAGCUUUUCCAGCCUCCAGCUCCGCACGGACAAGCACCACUGUGGACAGGGGAGCCCGGAGCCGGGGAGCAGGCUCUGCCUGGCUCAGCUGCUGGACACUGAGGCCACCAACCCCUUCGAGUACGAGUUCAGCUUCCACCUCGAGAUCCGCGGGCCGUGCUUGCUGGCAGGUGUGGAGAGCCCCACACACGAGAUCCGAGCUGAUGCCGACCCCUGCGCCCGCUCUGCCAGGAGCAUCGUGAUCACUCUGGCCAAUAAGCACACGUUCGACAGGCCCGUGGAGAUCCUCAUCCACCCCAGCGAGCCCCACAUGCCUCACAUCCUAAUGGAAGAAGGUGACAUGACUCCUGCAGAGUAUGAACGACACCUGAAGGGGAAGAACGACUUCAUUAAAGGCACUAAGAAAGACCCCAGUGCUGAGAAAAAGACGGAAAUCAUCCGGAAGCGGCUGAGCAAGGACAUCCCCCAUCACCCUGUCAUCAUGCUCAACUUCUGCCCCGACCUGAGGAGUGCCCAGCCAGGCCUCCGGAAAGCCCAAGGAGAGUUCAUCUUCCUCAUAGACCGCAGCAGAAGCAUGAGUGCUGUGAACAUCAACGGUGUGAAGGAUGCCCUGUUGGUCAUUCUCAAGAGCCUGAUGCCAGCGUGCCUCUUCAAUGUCAUUGGGUUUGGAUCCACCUUCAAGGCCCUCUUUCCUGCCAGUCAGGCUUACUGUGAGGAGAGCCUGGCCACGGCCUGCGAGAGCAUCAAGAGGAUCCGGGCUGAUAUGGGUAGCACCAACAUCUUAUCCCCCUUGAAGUGGGUCAUUCGGCAGCCCAUCCAAAGGGGCCAUCCCCGCCUGCUCUUCUUGCUGACCAAUGGGGCCAUCAGCAACACAGGGAAGGUCCUGGAGCUGCUGCGGAACCAUUCCUGCUCCACCAGGUGCUACAGCUUCGCCCUGGGUCCCGGCGCCUGCAGGAGGCUGGUCCGGGGCCUGGCGGCCGUGUCCAGGGGCAGCGCCGAGUUCCUGGUGGAGGGCGAGAGGCUGCAGCCUAAGAUGAUCAAGUCUCUGAAGAAGGCGAUGGCACCGGUCCUGAGUGAUGUGUCCGUGGAAUGGGUGUUCCCUGAGAGCACUGAGGUCUUGGUUUCCCCCAUCAGCACCAGCUGUCUCUUCCCUGGGGACCACCUGGUGGGAUAUGGCAUCAUCUGCGACACCUCCUCGUACAUCUCCAACCCCAGAUCCGACAAGAGGCGGCGGUACAGCAUGAUGCGCUCCCAGGAGUCGGGCAGCUCUGUUUUCUUCCAUUCCCAGGAGGAGGGAGCAGGAGUGGAGAGCUGGAAUCACUCCAGAGACUCCGAGGGCUGCUGCCCCGAUCGCCUGGUGGUGGGCAGAGAGCCCGGGGGAGAAUCGGACACGGACACUGGAAUGGAUGUGAAGGCUUCCUCCAGGAGACGGGCAUACAGCACCCCCCUGGCUGCUGACCACCAGCCCUGCAGGAAGGUGCCCACAUCCAGUGAUCCCGACACUGCGCUGGGCAGGAACCCCCUGCGGAAAACCCACCUGCAGGACCUGCAGCAGCUCAGCCCUGAGCCCUGGCAGGGGGAGCUCCAGCCCUUCACAGCCAACCCCACCAGGACGCUGGGUGCCCGGCGCCCAUCCCUGCUCCACCGCGGCUGCAUGUCCUUCUGCCAUGAUGCCGAGGCCCCGCCGGUGCUGGAUGGGCUGCAGCAAGAGGGAAGAGGCUUGGGACCGCUCGAUGGCAGCGGGAGGCUGCGGUCCUCAUCAGACAGCCGGAGCCCCGGGGACCUGGAGUCUGCCCAGCAUCCUUCCUUCACGUUUGAAACAGAGACCUCCUCUGACUGGGAGCCCCAGGACCUGGACUUCAGCGCUGGCUGCGGCUCCCCACGCUCCCCCAGGACCCUCUGCAAGGCGGUGGUGAAGGGGCUCAGGAUGAACGAGCCCGUGCAGUGGGAGGUCACCUUUGAUAUCUGCCCUCUCUUCCGAGAGCGGGAGAGCCAAGAGGAGGGUGACACGGACCCAUGGAGUGAGACCUUCCAUCACCUGGCAGCCAAGUCGGUCACCCGGGACUUUGAGCAUCUUGCUGAGAGGGAGUGUGAGAUCGAGCAUGGGUCCGGGCGGCGGUACCAGGUCAAUGCUGUCCACACCAGCAAAGCCUGCAACGUCAUCAGCAAGUACACGGCGUUCGUGCCAGUGGACCUGAGCACCAACACCUACCUGCCGACCAUCGUCGAGUACACACACACGGGAUCCAAGCAAGGCAGCCAGCGGAGCCUGAGGUCAGGAAGCAGGAGGCAUCGUGGCUUUUCCCCUGGACGUCCCCACUCAGCCUGUGGCCAGAAUGGAGAUGAUGGAUUUUACAGCACGAGUAAUUCCUCCCUUGCAGAUGCAGAGGAGAGCAGCCUGUCCCCCUGCAGCAUCCCGUCCUCAUCCACCUGGGAGCGCUGCGGGCUCCCUGAAGGGCCUCUACAGAGCCUGUCUGCUUCCUCCGCACAAGCCCAAAGAUCCAUCGAGAGCCUCUUUGCUGCUAGGCUCACCCUCAACAAAACCAGGCUGCUGAUGCGAGCUGCCAAGGGCUUCAUGAGUAAAUCUCCAAGCAGAGUGGGUGAAGGCAGCUCCGAGGGCGACAGUGAGAACAUAGACUACCUUCCCCUGGUGUCCCUGCAGCUGGCCUGCGGUGCCUUCCUCAUGAACUCAGCCUUCUGCGAUGCCGUCAACAUCCCCAUGGAGAAGCUGAAGUGGACGUCUCCCUUUGCCUGUCACCGCCUGGCCCUCAGCCCCUCCGGCUCCUACAGCACCAAAGCCAGCCCCUCAGUGGAGCACAAAAGACCCGGCUCCAACCAGCAGCUCCUGGCUCCCAAUGGGCACGGGAAGAGCCCCAGCACCAGAGAUCCUGCUUUGCAUGCAGAGGAUGCCGGGCGCCCGCGCCACUCCUCGGGCAGCGCCGUGGAAAGCAUCUCCAGGGCCCUGAGAGCCCAGAAGGAAUUGUCCCCCCCAGCCAUCACCAUCCGCCGCUUCUCCUCCCCGGAGAGCACGGCAGAGCCAGCCGGGAGGCAGCCCAGCAGCAGCCAGGGCUCGGACACUGACAGCAAUGGGGUCCAGGCACUGCUCUUUGCCAUGGAGCUGCAGCAGCAGACGGAGCCGGAGGGGAUGCUCUGGGCCACAGCGGUGGCACUGGCCUGGCUGGAGAACAGCUCAGCUUCCUACUUCAUUGAGUGGGAGCUGGUGGCUGCCAAAGCCAGCCUGUGGCUGAGCCAACAGGACUUCCCAGAGGGAUACAGCCUGGCCACGGUGAAAGCUGCAGCCCAGCAGCUCUUUGUGCUGCUCCGUCACUGGGAUGAGAAUCUGGAGUUCAACCUCCUGUGCUACAACCCGGGCAGUGUGUAA